Messenger RNA from Pseudozyma hubeiensis SY62, 1125 nucleotides. Its product is annotated as likely mitochondrial ribosomal protein. Lineage: Eukaryota; Fungi; Basidiomycota; Ustilaginomycetes; Ustilaginales; Ustilaginaceae. Gene Ontology annotation, cellular component: ribosome; mitochondrial small ribosomal subunit. Gene Ontology annotation, biological process: translation. The coding region runs from base 1 to 1125 and encodes 374 amino acids. The transcript has a single exon. The record is from RefSeq and is a predicted model, not a curated record. Gene Ontology annotation, molecular function: structural constituent of ribosome.
AUGGCGAGCCCUAUCGCUACCACAUCGAGGAUGACCCUCGGCAGCUUCAUGAGGAGUGCUGUUGGCCCCAAGGCAGCCCUGCCCCGCUCCACCGUUCUUGCUCGCGGGGUCUCCAGCGGCGUUCAGCAGCAACCUUCCCCGCUUGAAGGCGAUGCCACGGCUGCUGUCACUGCCGCUGCAGAAGCAGUGACCGCCUCUUCUCAAUCUAUCGAAAGUGACACUCACGAUGACGCACUCGAAAAGCGUCGCCUCAGGCGCACCGUCAUGAACCAACUAUCCGACCUCGGCAGCACCCAGACCCGCUCCACUUCCUUUCGACCGCACAAAGCCCGACUCAACCCCAUCGACGCACACAAGCUCACCCUCAGCCACCUCGUCGCAUCUACCGCACAAGUCGGUCACUCUCUCUCAUCUCUCAAAGCAGCCAACCAGCCUUACAUCUACGGUCAGCGUCACGGCGUAGCCAUCUUUGACCUCGAACGUGCGACGCUGCCUGCUCUGCGGAGGGCCGCUUCGGUAGUCAAGGCUGUGGCGGAGCGCGAUGGAGUCAUCUUGUUCGUUGGCACUCGACCUGGACAGCAGGCAGCUGUGCUUGCGGCGACCAAGCGUCUCGGUGACAAUGGAUUCCACGUCACUGCUGAACGAUGGAUGCCCGGUGUGAUCACCAACGCACCCAAGCUGCUUGCUUCGGCGAUUCUCAAGUCGAUGGAAGAUCUCGACCCUUCUGGUUCCGCAAACACGAACCGAUUGGCCUCGCAGACACUCCAGCCCGAUCUUGUGAUCGUGCUCAACCCGGUGGAGAACUCGUUUGCAAUCCGGGAGGCUACACAGGCGAACAUCCCGACCAUCGCUAUCACGGACUCGGACGUAGAUCCCAGGUCUGUUACCUACCCGAUCCCGGCAAACGAUGACUCGAUCCGCAGCGUGGAAUUGAUCAUCGGUGUGCUGUCAAAGGCUGGAGAGGAGGGCUUGAAGGUCAGGGCAAAGAAGCUCGACGAAGCAGACAAGAUCGAACGCAAGGUCAACAGGACAAUCCAGAGACGUGUUGAGGGGGCCAACUUCGACCCGCGGUCGAGAUCCGCGUCGAGUCAGACUACGCGCGAUCCGGAGGAGGAGGAGGAUUAG